Molecule: messenger RNA, 4227 nt
Organism: Lagopus leucura (white-tailed ptarmigan)
Lineage: Eukaryota; Metazoa; Chordata; Aves; Galliformes; Phasianidae
Gene: UBE2N
Product: ubiquitin conjugating enzyme E2 N
Exons: 4
Coding region: 86-544 (152 amino acids)
Source: RefSeq, a predicted model, not a curated record
CCGGAAGCGCGGAGCGGGCGACUUCCGGUUGUGCGCGAGCCCCGAGCGGAGGCGAGCCCGCGAUCCUGCACCCCGACGAGACAAGAUGGCCGGGCUGCCCCGCAGGAUCAUCAAGGAAACCCAGCGCUUGCUGGCAGAGCCAGUCCCUGGGAUAAAAGCAGAACCAGAUGAAAGCAACGCACGUUAUUUUCACGUGGUCAUUGCAGGUCCACAGGAUUCCCCCUUUGAGGGUGGGACAUUUAAACUUGAACUAUUCCUUCCAGAAGAAUAUCCAAUGGCAGCUCCUAAAGUACGUUUCAUGACCAAAAUUUAUCACCCUAAUGUAGACAAGCUGGGAAGAAUAUGUUUAGAUAUUUUGAAAGAUAAAUGGUCCCCAGCUUUGCAGAUUCGUACAGUUCUGCUAUCAAUCCAGGCUUUGUUAAGUGCUCCCAAUCCAGAUGAUCCACUAGCAAAUGAUGUAGCUGAGCAGUGGAAGACCAAUGAAGCCCAAGCCAUAGAAACAGCCAGAGCAUGGACUAGGCUAUAUGCCAUGAAUAAUAUUUAAAUGCGCUUUGAACAUCAAGUGUGCAUCACUUCUCCUGUUCUGCCAAGACCUCUUCCUUUUUUGUUUGCAUUUAAUGGACACAGUCUUAGAAACAUUACAGAAUAAAAGCCCAGACAUCUUCAGUCUUUUGGUGAUUAAAUGCACAUUAGCAAAUCUGUGUCUUGUCCUAAUUCACUAUUGUAACGCAUGAGCAGAGGCUAGAAGUAUCAUCUGGAUUGUUGUGAAACUGUUUAAAAGCAGCAGCACAUCUCUGCUUUUAAUCCCAUCAUGGUUUAAGCAUAAGCACUGUGAAUGAAGGUAGGCAGGGUUAGCUGCGGGGCUUUUCGUUUUAAUUUUGUGGGCUCCUCCUCCCUUUUUAUGGUGAUGCUAAUUGCAUUGAUAAAAGCAGCUAACCAGUUAUACUUUAGAAUAUACCCUCUAGCCCAGUCUAACUUAGAUGCUGUAGAUGGACAAGCUUCAUUGUUUGAACAAAAAAAUGGGAACAUUAAACAUCCAUCACCUUCACUAAUAAUAUUGUGAUUCUGCUGUCAAGUGUAGAAAAAUCCCUCAGAGAAAAAGCUUGUGACCAUUUUGUAUGGCUUGUCUGGAAAAUCUCCUGUAAAUCUUAUGUUUUAGUAAAAUAUUUUUUGUUAUUCUACUUUGCCUUUGUACAGUUUAUUUUGCUGUGUUUUCAUUUCUCUAAUGUGACAAUCGUAUUUAAAAAGAAAAAACAAACAAACAUGGAAACCAGAAUUGACAAUUUGUCUGCUAGUCUGACAGAUUAAAAGAGUAAAGAGGUGGAAUUCACAGGAUGUUUUGCUUCUGUACGCUGACUUUUUUCAUUAGCUUGUGUUAUGUGGGUGACCUUACCUGUCCAAUUUAAUACAAAGUUACAUUUGGAGUGACUGGAGGCGAGAGGGAAAAAAAAUCUGUUACAAUUAUAAUCAUCAUUUGGAUAAUGCGUUGAUAUGCAUUGUCACGGAGAUGGAGUGUAAUCAAGUAGGAGGCUGAGAGCAAAGGUAGCAGUAAUUGUGAGUAUCUGCAUAACUUGUCUUUGAUUAUCAUCAGUUGUUACACUUUUCUAACUCAAAUUCCUGUCCUCUGUAAACGUGAGACCUACAAUGCACAGAAACAGUUGCAGCUAGCUUAUAUGUCAACGGGUUUGCUAACCAGGUCUAGCUAGCACCUCUUGCCACUGGUUUUAUCUACUGGCCUUAUGCCUUAUUAAGCUGUUUGCUUAAACAACCAGUCUGCGUCAAUAGUAGCAAUGCUUCUGACUUGGAGGGAAGGGAAUUUCGGUGCGAUGCUUCCUUCUUGUCCUUGUGUUUGAUGCGUGUGUCGUGUCUGGGAAUCCAGCAGCUUUUCUGGGAACCCAUCUUAUUACUUCCUAUAACUUCUUGUGUCUCUAUUCUCUUCCCAUGUUAGCUGCAACCUCCCAAAUACAGUUGUAAAAGCUUUUGGUGAGGCUGACCUGAAGUUUAUGAGUGACAAGUAGCUGUGGUUGCAGUGGGGAGUGCUGUUGUGCAAUUUGGAUUAUGAUCAUAUAGGCUACUGGUGUUCUCCCUCCUCUUUUUACCUCUUACUCUAGUAUCAGCUGAAAUCUCUAUAGAAUGUGGUCUAUUUACUGUGCUCCUAAGGGAGAUUAAGAGUAUCUAUUAAAACUGCUUUUUUUCCAGACAGAAUGCUUUCAGUGAUUGGUAACUGGUCUUCUCCCUUGGAGUACUCCAAGCGUGAUUGAAGCUUGGCUCAGAAUUCAACUUCAUGAUACGAAACAAACAAAACCCCUUAAAAGUAGUUUCUGUGUUGAACACGAGCCAAAGUUGCAUUCAGGGCUUGUAACAGGUUGCUCUUAGAAUGGAAGUGCUGCUGACCCUACCUUCAUGUUACAAAUGAGCAUGUGCUUGGCUUCGGCUGCUGUGUGUCCCCUAUAUGCUAUUAACACGGGCAGCUUUUGUGGCAGGCAGCUGAGAAUGCGUGAGCUGUGUGUGCAGUAGGCUCUGCAUUACCUUCACCUACCUCUUAAAGCUUGAUAUGGGCACUCCCCACUGGAUAAGGCUUGCCUCAGCUCUCUGAUGUAAGGAAGCACAGAGCUGCCGGGCGGUCAGAGCCCUGAGCAUCCCCUGUGAAUGUGGCUUUCUCCUCCUUUGGCAGAGAAGCAGGUUCUGAAGUGGUGUUUCACAGCAUGUGGCUUAAAACUAGGUGGGCUGAAUCCAGGGCAUUGGGCAGACGGUUGGUGCUUGUAAGUGCAUGGCUUAAACCUGGCUGGAGCUGGCUGUUGAGAUGAGAAUGUAAUUAAAGCUGUGAGUAAGUUCUUGAUGGAAUAUUGUUAAUAUAUAAAUAGAAAUCCUCUGCCCCCAUUUGUUAGUAACCAAAUUAAGUGCAUUAUAGUCCAGUUUGAAUACACAGUAGCUGGUAUGUGUCUGGGUUAUUUAUUUUUUUCUCUCUUUUACUGUUAUUUUUAGUAUCUCAACAAAUUGGAGAAUUACAGCAGUCCAUACUGUCAGUUUGAAUUUGUGAGUCAGUAGUAGUGGUGUAUCUAAUGGUAUAAAAGGACAAGCCAGAUACUGUAUUUCAAAACUGUUUUGGAUAUUCUCAAGUGAUGGUUGUGAUGAAAGGAAACUUUAAACAGGCUUCCUAAAAACCGAAAUUCCUGUUUGUUGUGGGAUCUAUUCAGGUAUGUUUUAAUCCUUCAAAAUUUGGCAUUUUAUGUAUGCGUGUAUAUAUAUAUAUGUAAUAUAAACCUGAUUUAAGAGCUGUGUAUAAAGUCAACCUGGAAAUUUUAUUCUAUGUUGUGUUGAGGAAUGUGAGUUUUAGACUAAAUUAGAAUCGUAGAAUCGCAGAAUGGUUUGAGUUGGAAGGGACCCUUGGAGGUCGUCUAGCCCAACUCCCUGCAACAAACAGGGAUUCUCUGAAGCCAGGUAGAUGGGGCUUUGUCUUUUUCCCCUCAGCUUAGCAGGUGUGUAUAUUUACAGGCAUUAUCUGAACUUGAGGUUACUUCUGUCACGUGUACCUUUACAGCUGGUUAGCAAAUGCUGCUCUCUCUUAGGGAGUGUUCGUUCUAGCUCCAUUUCUAGUGGCCAUUGGGUAAACUUACAGCAAAUGUACAAUAAGUGGGCUUCCUCUGCCAUUACUGGUGCUAUGUGUCGUGUCCUGGAAUCCUCAGUGAGAGCACUGACAUUGCAUCUGGUCAGUUUCUGGAUAGCGACUGCUUCUGUUGAGCCUGGAUUAUCAAAUGGACUCUAAAACCAUGCAUACAGAACACGGCUGUGGCAAUUUCCUUUAGCUCAAGAGGGAAAGGAGGCUUUGGGAGGCUUUUGUCUUUGCAUAAACGUUCGGUGGUUGUCUCAACAUUUGGCCGCGUGCUUUCAUGGGUAUGAAGUGUUUCAUCACUGGGAUCUGGCGUUUGUGCGGUAGCUGACUUUAGUUUAAAACCGGUGAAAUGUUGCUUCUGUAGCUUUCGAGAAAGUGUAUUUCCAACAUGGAGAAUAUUGUGAAACAUCUUACUGGGUUAGUAACAUACGGAAUUGUGACAUCUCAAUUUAUGUACAUUCUGUGGGGUUUUUUUUUCCUUUUGUUUCUUUUUUGGUUUUGUUUUCUUUUUUUGAGGGUUACAUUUAAAGUAAAAUGUCUGGUAGGUUUUGUCAAUAACAUGUCUUGACUGUAAUGUAAUAUGACACUGAAAUAAAAGGAAGAGUGAUUAUUCA